AUGAUUCCAUUGGUGCCACUAUUACUCGAACAAUGUGUCGGUGAAGAUGGUGUAGAUUUAUCAGUUGUUGAUGAUUGUCUACGAGCACGUCCAGCAGCACAUCGUUGUAUGUUUGUUCGUUCGAAAAGAUUUUCAACAUCAAAUUGGCUUAAACAACAUCCAUUGUCCUUGACUCCCGAAGUUAAUCACGCACCUGUUUAUCAUCAUGAUAUCGUGAAAAUUUGUGUUGAUUUAAAAUUUCUAUUAUUUGGCAAUUUUCUAUAUUUACUGAUAUUACUUGCACAAAUUUCAUUUGUAUGUCUACAUACUGGUGUUGCAUUGAGUUCAUCAACACCGCCACACUCGUAUUAUGAUGUAUCAGAUAUAACAUGUAAACAACUAUGUGAAAAAUUAAUAUACGAUCAAAAACAUUCUCUAAAAAGCAAUGGGCUACGUCAAUUUCUACGUGCUUUAUUAUUAAUCUGUUCGAUAAUUGUAUUAUUGAAAGAACUUUUAAAAUUAGUAACACAGCGUGAAAAAUAUCUACGUGGUUUUUUUUGUUAA
Messenger RNA from Rotaria socialis, 543 nucleotides. Lineage: Eukaryota; Metazoa; Rotifera; Eurotatoria; Philodinida; Philodinidae. The record is from the annotation of a GenBank genome assembly.